AUGUCCCACGAUGGGGAUGAUGGUUCGCUUCAAGAUGUCAACCCAGAUUUACUGGAGUUGUGUAAGGACCCGGUGGCGUGGCGUGAACAGCGGCGGCGUGCGCUUCGUGAGAAGGUGUUUGGUCGUGGAACCGGAGAGGACAGUGGUAUAGCCGGGAGCAGGGUCGGCAACAUCGAUAGGAGCACCGCGGUAAGCGCCCUUGAUCCGCUGCCUAACACUCCAGGACCGAAUGGACCGACAAGAAAGUCAGCUGAGGAUCAAGAGGCAUACGUGUUGCAGCAAAUCAUGUCGCAUAAGCGGAAACGUGAAGAAGCCACCGCCAUCUUCGGCAACACUGUCGCAGUGGAGGCACCCACGGUCAAAACUUCAGUAAAGGAAAAAUUGCUGUUAAAGUUGCAGAAGGGGAAGUAA
Molecule: messenger RNA, 411 nt
Organism: Trypanosoma brucei brucei TREU927
Lineage: Eukaryota; Euglenozoa; Kinetoplastea; Trypanosomatida; Trypanosomatidae
Exons: 1
Coding region: 1-411 (136 amino acids)
Source: RefSeq, a predicted model, not a curated record